Messenger RNA from Impatiens glandulifera, 834 nucleotides. Its product is annotated as nucleolin-like. The transcript has 6 exons. Gene Ontology annotation, molecular function: protein binding. NCBI's taxonomy places the organism in Eukaryota, Viridiplantae, Streptophyta, Magnoliopsida, Ericales, Balsaminaceae. The record is from RefSeq and is a predicted model, not a curated record. The coding region runs from base 1 to 834 and encodes 277 amino acids.
AUGGCGGUACCUGAUCGGCUAAAUGACGACUUAACUGAAAAUAUGUAUGUUGACAAUAACAAUGAGAAUAACGAGGAAGGUGAUGAUGAACCGAUGGACUGUAAAAAUGAUGUCACUUACGAAGAUGAAAUUCUUAAUCUUCUAAUGGAGGAUGAGGAUGGGGAUGAGAGCGAUGAAAGCCAUGACGAUGAAAGCGAUGACGAUGACGAUGAAAGCGAUGACGAUGACGAUGAUGAUGAAAGCGAUGACGAUGACGAUGACGAUGAAAGCGAUGACGAUGACGAUGAAAGCGAUGACGAUGACGAUGACGAUGACGAUGACGAUGACGAUGACGAUGACGAUCACGAUGACGACGACGACGACGAGUUUGAUCCUGUAAAUCCUGAUUUUGAUAAAAUCCCGGCAAUCCCUGGCGCUAUUCUUAGAAGUAACGCUGGUGCACUCCGCCUUGCAUUAGAUAAUUUUAAAGGAAAUAUAAAUGAACCCUUCAUAUUUGGAGUACAAACUCCUCUCCACUAUGUAUUUGCAAAUGUAUCAUGUUUUAAGGUACUUUUAGAAUAUGGUGCUAAUAUAGAGGCUAGAAAUAGUCUUGGACUAACUGUUCUACAAUGGGCUUGUUUUUCAGGUGUAACAGCAUUACAUAUAGCGGCAAAUACUACAAGGUCUAAAAAGUUUGAGAUUGUGAAAUUAUUGUUAAAAAAAGGUGCUAAUACUCCAGGUCUCGUGAAAAGAAUGAUAAAAUCAGUUGAUAUUAAUGGUGAAACAGUCCCACAUCUGCAGCAUGCUAAAGUUAACUACAAAGUUAUGACUCUAUUGGAAAAAAUCGACUACUAG